AUGAGCAUCGAGACUCCAGAGAGCAAGACUGCUUCAUUGGCAUCAACUUCUGCUACUGCAUCUGAAAAUACCCCCAAGGCCAAGGAUAUCACUACACCAGCAGAGACACCAACAGCAGAAGAAGAGAAAGAGAAAGGGAAAGACAUAUCCAAAUCUUCCAUAUACUCCCCAGCAAACCUACUCUCAAGUCUCCUCUCUCCAUUCUCUUUCUCGAGCACGUCUUCAGAGUCAACAGCUGCAAUAUCUUCAAACGACAAAGGGAAAGAAAAAGAGACCACCAAAAGUCCAACUAAAAUAUCAAUCGAAACCCCAACCUCAGACUCAAGUGCACAAGCAACUCCAGAGCCAUAUUACACCCCGGAAGAAACACCCCUUUACAAAAUUCUCUACAAGACCCGUUUAACCAAAACCCGCACAAAACAGCUCCUCCGUGCAGGAGAGCGGGCAUACAAUGACCCACCACCCCCACCAGGACUGGGUGAUUGCUGUGGGAGCUCGUGUGAUCCUUGUGUAAGGGAUUUGUGGAAGCAAGAGAUUGGGAUUUGGAGAGAGAGAUGGGGGGACUGGGGGGUUGAAGACGGGACAGGUGUUUCGAAAGAUGAGAAGAAGAUUGAGAAGAAGGAAGUGAAAUUGGCGAAGAGGAAAGAGUUAGAAUGGUGA
Molecule: messenger RNA, 660 nt
Organism: Penicillium expansum
Lineage: Eukaryota; Fungi; Ascomycota; Eurotiomycetes; Eurotiales; Aspergillaceae
Exons: 1
Coding region: 1-660 (219 amino acids)
Source: RefSeq, a predicted model, not a curated record